AUGAGCUUCAGUCAAGACGACAGGGACAACGAACGCGAAAAGCGUUCGACCAACCCCGACACCGAUGGAAACCGCCAUGACAGCGCAUCGGUCCGGAAACUCGACGGUUGGAACAAUAAAUCCGUCAACGGAUCUGUGGAUAACAGCACGCCCAUAUUCUACACCCCGAUGCCAACCGACAAGUUUAAGUGUUGUGCCUGCAAGGAGAUUCUCAGGCGACCGGUUAAAUUUGAGGCUUGUGCACACUCAUGCUGUUCCGCGUGCUAUUCGGACAUAAUGUCAUCAACUGGACGAUGUCCGGUUGACGAGACGAUAUUGGAGCGCAGUGAAGUCACCGUUGACAAGCAAAUGCAACGAGAGUUGGAUCACCUCGGCGUGAAGUGCAACUACUUUGAGCAGGGCUGUCAAUGGACCGGUCUCGCUAUGGAACUAAACGAACACCUGGACGAGUGCCAAUGCCGUCUCGUCACGUGCAUUUACAACUGCGGUGUCGAAUUCGAGGUGCGGUACAUGGAGCAGCACGUCACCUCUGACUGUCCCAGACGUCCAGUGGUGUGUCAGUUUUGCCAGGAGAAAAUUGAGAUGCACGAGCAGUCGUCGCACAUGGAGACCUGCAAGCGAUUUCCCAUCCCCUGUCCAAAUGGCUGCAAGAAAAAGGAAUUGCCGAGGGAGGAAUUGUCUGCCCACCUCGAGACGGGCUGCACCAAACAGACGAUGAAUUGUCCCUUCACGGAGCACGGUUGCACCUUCCGAGGCAAAAAACGAGAGGUCAGAGCUCACCUCAACGCGGAACUGCCUCUUCAUAUGCUCCUUCUGCGCGAGGCAUUCCAAGCCCUCCACAACGUCAUCGACUUGCAGGCUCAAGCAGUGAGGGAGAGUCAGGCGACUAUAAAGAAACUUCAACUCAAACUGCAACGCAAUGAGUCUUACUUUGAGCCGUCGUUUAUCUGGAGAAUCGACGGCUACAGGGAGAAGGUGGAGGAGGCGCAGCAGGGUCGCAAGACCACACUCUUUUCCAGUCCAUUUUACAGCCACCGUCACGGUUACCGCGUCUGUCUGUCACUGUGUCCCUAUGGAGAACAACGCUAUCGUGGGAAAUAUCUCUCUGUAUUUGUCUGCCUUUGCCGUGGAGAGUACGAUGCUUUGUUGAGUUGGCCCUUUUCUUGUCCGAUAACUCUAAAGCUGCUGGACCAGACAAUUGAUCCAACUUCUCGAAAGGAUCACGUGGUGACUAUCCGGCCGAAUCCCGUUGCCAGCAAUAACGCUUACCUGAAGCGACCCACAAACGAACGAAACCAGUAUUUUGGCUCACCACGUUUCAUUGAAUUGGAUCAACUUAACUCCAGCAACUACAUCAUUGACAAUACAAUUUUCAUCAAGGCUUACUUUGACAUUCAAGCUUAG
Mesocestoides corti is the source of this 1404-nucleotide messenger RNA. Lineage: Eukaryota; Metazoa; Platyhelminthes; Cestoda; Cyclophyllidea; Mesocestoididae. The record is from the annotation of a GenBank genome assembly.